This is a messenger RNA of Peronospora matthiolae, 402 nucleotides long. The record is from the annotation of a GenBank genome assembly. Lineage: Eukaryota; Oomycota; Peronosporomycetes; Peronosporales; Peronosporaceae.
AUGGCCAAAGGGAUUGACGCUUUGCAAUCCCUGUACUCGCGUUCGGGGAGGUCGUUUUCCGGCGGCCCUUCUUCGAAUGCAGCAGGUGGGUCUCGUCAUAUUGCUCGACACGACCAAGGACAUCAACAAUCAGCUGAGCACGAGGCUCCCAGCUGUCUCAAGCCGGCCGGUGAUAGCCACGCCAGCGGACGUGUUAACUCGUCCGGACGCCAUUCAUGUCGCGGUGGCUCAAAAUACACUUCAUUAGAAAGCGUUGACCACCGCCUGAGUCCACCAAAGGAUUUGGUGUGGGCGGGAACACCUGAUCCGGCUCGAGGGUCGGAUCAGCUUGAUGUUCAGGAACUGAACCGUGUAACGGAACAGUUACACGAUUACAUGGCUCAUGAACGGACUCGACAUUAA